AUGAUUAUAUUGUUCCUUCUGAUUCCCAUGGUGAUGGCUCUAAGAAAAGAAUUGAUUCGUCCGCCAGGAAUGUAUCCACCUGAAGAAUUGUCUAAUAAAGUACCAACUAUGCCGCGGAAUCCGUAUCAGUCGAACUCGGAUGAUGUGGGAAGCAUGGACUAUCAGUUUUACUAUGAAAAAGACCCGAAGGACUCGUUCAAGCAGAAAAAGCAAGAAGAUGUUGUUUUCGUGAAUAACGGACCACCACUUGGCAAUCCAAAUCCUCCUGGGCCACCCAGAUACAUAAAUGAAUCUCCAAGGUCACCAGCACCUCCACCGCCAAUGGUGGCAGCACCUCUUCCGCCAGCGGCGGUACUAGCACCUCCGCCAGCGGUGGCAGCACCACCUCCGACGAGUCCACCAUCUUCAUUUCCCCCAGAUCCACAAAGAAGACUCAUCCCCUUGGGUGCAACAUAUCCAUCCGAACCAGAAUUUUCCUAUGAGGGUAAUAUAUCCGAUGGUCCCACUCCCCCUGGAGGAGCAGCUCCAGCAACCUCACCUCAUGAUUCGCGUGACAUUGGAUGGACUCCCGUACCGAAAGUUUUAAGGGGCAGCAAUGAUCAAGCGCAGGAAAAGCUCAAUGGUCCACCUGAACCUCCUCCGGCACGCGAACCCAUUGCGCCUCCUAGCGCUCCGAUAUUGAAAUCGGAUGGUGGAGGUGGCGACAGCAGUCUGUUUUAUGAUUCAAGCAAUGGCGGCGAUCCAGCAGACAAGAUCUUGGGAAGAAGCAAAUCGCCAGACUAUGUUCCAAACGCAACAGGCGAACAUAGGGCUGGUCACAGACCUAGUGCCUCUCCCUACACCCCUAAUGCCUCUACACCUUACGAUCCACUAGGAGCUGGGGAAACAGAGACUGGUUACCCAGGUCAAGGGCCGGAAAACGAUGGUGAUCAGUUGGAAAGAAGACAGGACAAGCAUCACCUGAGAGUUGGAAAAAUCAAUGAAAGCUCUUCGCAUGAUCACAAGAUGAAGGUUUUCGAAACAAAGCUGCAGUCAGACGUGGACGCUCUAACCGGAGAAGAGGGCAACCCAGUAGGCGCUACACUCGAAGAAACGAAGAUCCCAACGGUAAGAGUAUCAAUGACCCCUGAAUCUAUGGAAAGACAGCCAUCUCAAACGAAUCAAAGUAGUCCAGACGACACAGACAUUUUCAAGCAACUGUCGGAAAAUCCGACAGAAAGCCAGCAAAACAGGAAAGGAAAUGGUUUGGAUGAUGUGGAUACACUGCAGGCCGGCAAUAAGUGUUGCCCUUGCUGCAGAGAUGCCGAGGGACCACAAGGGCGGGGACAAGACUUUUCAAGAAAGAGCAUCAACGAUGGUCUCAGCGAAAUCACCGCAAUUGGAGAUAGAAUCGAAUCCAGUUCUUCUUUGCGCUCAUCGAAUACGGGACCUCACGUUUUGAAGCAAAUCACGCUUACAUCGCAUGGUGCUAUUAGGGGCAACGAGGACGAUUUUGAAUCCAAAGUUGGCAGAAUUGGGUCAACGCCAUUGGCGUCAAAGAUGACUCCACGAUCGGGCUUACCAGAAGGUGCACAGCUCACAUCAUUAGGUGAUCUCGGUCCUUCUCAAGGAGGUACUUACGGAGCACAACAACCUCUCGUAUCAGUAUCAGUACAACAACGUCUCAUACCAUCAUCAGCGACAUCCAGCUACGCAAUCCCCAGCCUACCAUUUUCUCAACCACAGUCAUCGCCACAGUUACCGCUUUCACUGCCUUCACCACAGUUCACUUCACAAUACUCCGCCCCAGCAUUGGGCUACUCAGGCGGUGGCCCCAUAGGCGCAUCCUCAUUCGGUGGAUUCGGUGGAUGUCCUUGUCCUGUUCCACAACAGCCGUGUUGCGCGCCAGUGCAGCCCUGUUGUAUACGACCUCUUCCUUGUUGUCCUGCACCACCGCCUAUGCAGUGCUGUCCACAGCCCCCAGUUUGUUGCCAACCUCCACCUUGUUGCCCGCCACCUCCACCUCCUGUGAUUCCAACAAUUCCAACAUGCUUCCGACCAUGCCCAAGUUGCCCAUGUCGGCGACGCCUUCACCGAUCACUAAGAAUGAAGAGAAGUCCAGGCCUAAACAGAGGUUGCCAACAAUGCACUGCGGCUGGUCAACCCAAACUCACUGCACGAAUGAAGCGACAAGCAAAUUGUAGAGCGUGCGACAACAGUCUGGCUUCAAUUUUUGCACCACUAUCGACCGCUUCCUCGUGCAGUUCGUGCAAACGAAGUGAUCAUUAUGCUGCUCGUGUCAAGAGGAUGGGUUGUCUCCCCUGCGGAGGGCGCAAGAAGAGAGAUGUUGAAGAGGAACACUAUCGCAGGGUCAAGCGUACGUUGGGAUGCAUGCCUUGUUCUGGAAGGAAAAAGAGAAGCCCGAUGCAAAGCAACUGCAAACAAUGCUCUAAUCUUGGCCAAGUAUUCCAACGAUUUAAGAGGACUAUAGUAGAAGACACCAUCUACGGGUCCUGCGACAAGUCUUGCUGUGAUUACACUCGAUGCAACGAAGUCAGUGGUGGUCGUGCACUUGUCUCCCGAAGUGCCGUACUCAAACAUUGA
Cylicocyclus nassatus is the source of this 2583-nucleotide messenger RNA. The record is from the annotation of a GenBank genome assembly. Lineage: Eukaryota; Metazoa; Nematoda; Chromadorea; Rhabditida; Strongylidae.